Seminavis robusta is the source of this 2889-nucleotide messenger RNA. NCBI's taxonomy places the organism in Eukaryota, Bacillariophyta, Bacillariophyceae, Naviculales, Naviculaceae. The record is from the annotation of a GenBank genome assembly.
AUGACUGACCUUCCUAUGCCUCCCCUGCAAGGGCAGAGUGGACCUGAAGGUGAGGAAACCAAUCCUAGUAUAGUUAGAGAGACACUGGACUUGUCUCAGCUCAUCACAGGUGCUUCGGCACAUGCCAGGAUACCCCCAAACGAAGCCAACAACAACCAGGAAUCGGUCCCGCGACAGGCCCAAACCCAAACGCAGGAAACUCAAGAGACCACAACAGAAACAGGGAAUGCCAAGAAGAAGAAGAGGCAAUCGUUCUCCUUCUCAAACAGACACUUCAAGUGCAACAGUGAAUUGUUCUUAGACCCCAAACACAAGGAGGCUUUCCUCGAAAGGUACCCAAAUGACCUCGAGAUUGUUGGGAAAGUAACGCAAUGUCCCACCACAAAGAAUGGAAGGAUAUAUGGGUUCAGAUGGAUUACGUCCGGCACACAGCUUGAAAUAAGAUGGACGCAAAACUUCAUAGACAAUUCUCCUGAAUUCCGCGAGAAGCUGAAAGGUUUGAUACAGGGAUAUGAGGAAGAGCAGAGAGAACUGACAGUCGAUCUUGAAAGCAAUCCCGCGGCGAGCCAAGGUACCACGGGAUCUUCGACAGACAAAGGCAAGGGAACUUCAACGGGAAGAGCCUUGAGGACACCAGCAACAAAGAAGGGCAAGGUGCCGCCCCCAACAUCCCAAGAAAGGGCAGAUGCAUACGCGAGUCUCAAAACUGCCUGUUCAGCUGGCAGCGGGACUGCAUCUCAACCCAAAGAAACAACCAACAGACGCAUCACGAGAGGAGACGAUGUUGAUGGUAUCGACUCUGAUUCUGAUGAUGGAGAUGACCUUGAUCAACACGAUGAUGCUUUUGAUCGAACAAUGGCUGAAGGAUACGACAGCGAUGAGGAUAUCUACGAAAUUCAAGCCACAGAUGGAACAACAGUUGCUAAAGAGGACACUUAUGGGAAACUUGCGCAGCAACUGAAGUGGAAGUUCCAAAACAUUGAUCCUGGUGAUGUUCCUUUCACAGAAACGAAGAACAUGCUACGUGGGACCACCAAGUUGAAGCCUGGUGCUGGAGAUCGCUGGAAUGAUCCAUUCGAGUGCUUCCAACGUUGUGGAUUUAGCAGAGAGUUUGUAGCAGCCCUGACACGCGAAUCAAAUGACUACGCAAAAAACAACCUACUGGACAAGCAUCGUAAGAAAAAACUGUGUGGUGCCAAUUGGAAGGACAUAAGUGUUACAGAGAUGUCUGUGUUCCUUGGCAUCUUGUUGAAGAUUUCACUGUCGCCCACCGAUGGUGGUGGCUACGCUGCUUAUUUCGAAAAAGAAGACAUCACGAUCAACUAUUGCAAUCAUCGGGAGCCCAAAGCGAUAAAUGACAGUGCAGGAUGGGCUUACCAGUACAUGACCUUGCUGCGAUUCAAGCAGAUCAGGUCUGCUUUCCACCCAGAAGAUAAGGAAAUGGGUGGUGGUUCCAGCGACAAGUGUUAUCAACUGAGAAGGGCAAUAAACUCAACCAAUUCAGCUUCUAAGUCCAUCUUUGAAGCGGGCUCCCAUUGUGCUUUUGACGAGGGAGGAGUUGCGUGUCGAUCCAGAUUUUGUCCUGUUCGACAGUAUAAUAAGGACAAACCAAACAAAUUCAGAGUCGAUUUCUUUAUACUCGCCUGUUCAACAACUUAUGCCAUCUUCCAUAUUGACGUUUAUCAAGGAAGGAAUGCGACCAAUGUGGGUAUCGAGGAAUGCAUCCAAGAUCUUCCGACAACGCAAAAGGCUGUAAUGAAUGCCGUUAUGUGUACUUUCGGCAAUGAUGGUCAAGGAGCAAGACACAUUGCCAUGGAUAACCGGUACAUGUGCCCCGAGCUGGCGGUUCUUUUAUUGACAAAGUGUGGUUGUUACAGCACAGGGACCUGCAGACGCAGACGCAAGGGAUUCCCUGAUCACCUGCUGGAUCUGGAAAAGAAAGACGGUCGUGGUGAGUACAAGCUAGUGGCCGACAAGGUCAAUCGUUUACUUAUGAUGCAAUGGGUAGACAACAAAGUUGUUACCAUGGUCAGCAGCAACAGUGACACCACCAUCGGUACAGUCAAGAGGCAGAUUGGUCCAUUGGCGAGGCAGCUGGACUGUCCAACUGCAAUGAUUCGCUAUCAGAGGACAAUGUUCGGUGUGGACAAAGGAGAUGAGCUUCGAGCUCACUUUGGAGGCUUUUCAACCAAGGCCCAUUUCAAGAAAUGGUAUAAGCGAGUGUUCCUCGCUAUUCUUGAUGUGAUGUUGAUGAAUGCUCACAUUGCUUGGAACCUGUCAGCCAAGGAAAAAGCUUCGAGAAACCGGAAUGUGUUAGAGCGACACCAAUUUAUGCAAUUCGUAGCAGAGUGCCUACUCCAUUACAACGAACCAGAAGAGGUACUGCAACCAAAGGAAAGUACUGCGGCAAUGGAUACCAACCAUCGACCAAUGCAGCCAAAGAAAGGUACUUCUCGAAAUCGAUGCAUUGUCUGUCGCCUCGAGAAUGGGAAGUGGUUUGAUCCUAAGCUUGGAGAGACUGGCACCAGGUCUGGUCUUGCUGUUUGCUCCGAAUGUGGGAUCUACGCCCACAACCACAUUGUAACUGACUCCGACAGGAAAAUCCACAAUAUGCAACCAUUUCAGAACAAGACGUGUUUCGAGAUUGCACAUCUUCCUGAAGGGCUUGCUCUAUGGCCUCUUCGACAAGUAGACCACUGCAAGGGAUCUCGAUCAAUGUGUAGGACUGCUCCUGUUUUCAAGGCCCUUAGGAAGAUUUACGGCAAGCCAGAGGUGGAAACUCGAAAGCGAAAAAGGAGGGAGAACAGCAAGGAAAACAAAAACAAAAGUGAUGCCACCGAGAGCAACGGUGUUCUAUACGAUAGUAGCGACAACGAGCUCUACGAAUAG